ACGGAGGCGCUGCUGUCGGCUUUGAAAAAGAAUCUAGGUAUUCGCAUCUAUCUCUUUUGUCCUAUUUGAUUUUGAUCGAAUCAUUUGGAAUCGAAAAUGGCUAAUUGGUAUACGAACUAAUUGGCAUGAUAGGCAGAUCCAGAUUGGGGGUGGAUUUGUCCAAUUUCGAUUCCCCCUUCUCACUUUCUUCUCUUUUGCUGGGGAAAUCAAAGAGAAUGGAAGUUUUCAGCGAGGGGGCAGGUUCCAGAGAUGGGGUUUUGGGAUUGGAAGAAGAUAGGUUUUUUGGCUUCUGGAGAUGAGUGAGGGGAUGGGUUCUCAGCGGUCGUGGAAGCGAUGGCUCCAACAGCAGGCAGGAGAAGGAUGUGUUGUCGGCGCGGCGGAAGUGAGGAAGAAGAGUAUAUUGUCAUCAACGGCAGGGGCAGAAAUUAUUUCCUGGGUUUGGGGUUUUUCUAGAUGACACUGUAUUUUCUGGGUUUUGGGAAUUUUUUUCUAUACGAUACAAGA
This is a messenger RNA of Linum tenue, 504 nucleotides long. Lineage: Eukaryota; Viridiplantae; Streptophyta; Magnoliopsida; Malpighiales; Linaceae. The record is from the annotation of a GenBank genome assembly.